GAUUUGCAUUCAAACGAUCAAUACUACCGAUUAGUUCGAGUCGCAGAAAAAUCCGCGUAAUUUCCCAUUGUUUAAAAUAUAAUAUUGUAAAAAUAUUAUUAAAACUAUCAGCAAUGACUGUCUUAACAAAACCGAGCGCUGUUAUCAAAAAGCCGGAGAUAAAUGAAGUGCCACUUGUGGAUAAAACGAUUUACGAUGAGGAAAAGAUCGAGAUCCAGCAACAUGCAGAAUGGCAAGCAAAGUAUUCAACCCGUGUGCUCAUAUACUUGGUAAUGGUACUUCUGGCCCUCCUGUGUCUCUCCGUUGGACUGACGCUGUGCCGCGAGAUGGGGAAGCCGAACACCGUCCGCCGCUACCAGGGCUUUUGCUCCAUACCGAUCCUGGAUGACCAAAUGAUGGAACCGCGUUUCCGCACGCUGCCCCUACGCUGGAAGACCGACGACGUUCAGAUGGUGAGCGCAGACGAGCGCGACGGUCUCGCCGAGGCGUUACGCGAGGAACUCGACAUCGGCGACACGGUCGAGAAGAUAUCCGUCGUCAACAACGGCCACAACGUCAACUUUAUCCACAACUUCAAGGACAACACCACCGGCAUCGUCGACUCGGAGCGCUGUUUCGUGAUGGAGCUGUCGCCGGAGGUGGUGCUGUCGCCGGAGCUGUUUAUCUCGGGGCUGACGAGCGGUGCGCAGUUCGAUGUGUCGCGCGUGCGCAGUUCGCUCCGCGCCGCGCUGCCCGCGCUGGCCGAGCUGCACCGCGCGGCCUCCGAGCUGGCCGAGCAGUGCGCCUCGCGCCCCGUCUACCGCCUGCACCGCGACGACGCCAUCCGCAAACGUUCAGUGGAAGAUCCUGCUCAUGACUACAUCCAGUUCUCCGGCAAACACGUACAGGAGAUCAAGAUCAACAACCUGCAGGAAAUACUCGACUACGAGAAGAAGAUGAAAGCCUAAACACCAUCCGUGUAGGCAAAGGAUUGAAGAGGUUACUAUUAUAUUGCAAAACCAUAUGCCAUAUACUUUUUAAAUGUGCCACCUUAUAAUUAAUAUCUCUCCGAAUUCAGUGGCACGAUAAAAAAAAAAGAAAAAAAAAAAACUAUUAUAAAUGUUAUUUGACCCUAAUGUUGAAGUCCUACCAAUAGUAUUUUCCUAUGUAGGUUAUAGGCAUUUAUGGUAUGAAGUAGAAUAAUAAUUAUAUAAGUCGUCCGCUGUGAAAUAUUGGUAGUAUUUAUUUUUACCAAAGAAAUUGCAGAGAAAUUGAUUUUGGAUUGAAAUUUUUGAUCGUUAAGGUAUAUAAUAAGAAUAUAUAUACUAACUCCAAAAUCGUAUUAUUCCUAAGUCCACUGAUAUCAAUGUAUAAAUGUUUAGAUAUAGUCGUGAUAAAUGUCUACUAAAUGUCUACAACAUUUAAUCCUAAUUAUAUUCCACUAUAUUACUUAAUCAAGUUUUUACACUGAUUUUAAGAUUAAUUUUUUUUUAAUGGUAAGCAUGAAGCUUUGGGAGCUGUAGUACAACAACUGGUAGUUGGAUUUAGACUGACAGCCGUCAAACUUUAUUGUUAAUCCACCUACUCACUAACUUUACAUUAAAACAUGAAUUUUUAACUAUAAAACGCGUUUGAAAAGUGGAUAUUUAGUGUCGAUAAGCAAAAUAUAUUGAAUUCGCUUUUAUAUUUACAGUGUAAUUACAAUCAUAAAAUACAAUUUCACUGUAAAAGUUUAUGACAUGUACAAUUGAUCUCAAACUACCCACUGAUGUUAGUCAAAGAUAUAUAACACAAGAUUAUUGGUUGAAAAUAAACUAAUCUCGUUGCUUUUCUAUUUGUGCAAGCUACAGAGCUAUAAUAUUUAUUUUAAUACUCGUAUCUAUUAAUAUAAAUAAAUUUAUGGUUCCUAA
Molecule: messenger RNA, 1889 nt
Organism: Melitaea cinxia (Glanville fritillary)
Lineage: Eukaryota; Metazoa; Arthropoda; Insecta; Lepidoptera; Nymphalidae
Exons: 4
Coding region: 114-947 (277 amino acids)
Biological process (GO): negative regulation of amyloid precursor protein biosynthetic process
Cellular component (GO): extracellular exosome; Golgi apparatus; plasma membrane
Molecular function (GO): amyloid-beta binding
Source: RefSeq, a predicted model, not a curated record